Python bivittatus (Burmese python) is the source of this 3663-nucleotide messenger RNA. It is a transcript of the gene GIPC2, whose product is annotated as GIPC PDZ domain containing family member 2. Lineage: Eukaryota; Metazoa; Chordata; Lepidosauria; Squamata; Pythonidae. Gene Ontology annotation, molecular function: protein binding. The record is from RefSeq and is a predicted model, not a curated record.
UCUUGAGGUGGGCGGGCCGGGAAGAUGCCUCUGCGGCUGAGGAGAAAGAAGAAAGGCAAGUCCAAGGAGACUUCGACGCUGGUGGACGGCGAGGCUCCCCUAGCGCGAGGGCGAGGCGACGACGAGGUCGGGGCAGGCGCUGGCGCUCAUGCCGGGGCGGUAGGCGCCACAGCACCGCAGGGGCCCGUCCGGUUGGUUUUUCACACGCAGCUGGCGCACGGCAGCCCCACUGGGCGCGUGGAAGGUUUUGGCAGCGUGAAGGAGCUUUACGCUAAGAUAGCCGAGGCGUUCCGCAUUGCCCCGGCCGAGAUCAUGUUUUGCACUUUGAAUACACACAAAAUUGAUAUGGACAAGCUUUUGGGUAUGCAAAUUGGUCUUGAAGACUUUAUAUUUGCUCAUGUAAAAGGAAUAAAAAAAGAAGUGGAGGUUUUCAAAUCAGAAGAUUCACUUGGACUUACCAUUACUGAUAAUGGAAAUGGAUGUGCCUUCAUAAAGAGAAUUAAAGCAGGCAGUCUUAUUGACCAAAUCAAAGUGAUAUGUGUCGGUGACCAUAUAGAAUCUAUAAAUGGAAAAAGUGUAGCAGGCUAUCGUCAUUAUGAAGUUGCUAAGAAUUUAAAGGAUUUGAAGAAGGGUCAGACAUUUACAUUAAAACUGAUAGAACCUAUGAAAUCAUUUGAAAUGAUUGAGCCAAGAUCAAAAAGUGGAAAUUUUGCAGAGGAAAAAAUCUGCCGAGGAAGAGAGACUCUUCGACUAAGAUCCAAGGGCUCUGCUACAGUGGAAGAAACACCUUCAGAUGUGGAAGAAAAAGCUACCAAAAAAGUGGAUGAUCUUCUGGAAAUGUAUAUGGGAAUAAGAGACCUUGAACUAGCUGCAACUAUGGUAGAAGCUGGAAAAGGCAAGAACAAUCCAGAUGAAUUUGCAGUAGCUCUUGAUGAAGCUUUAGGAGAUUUUGCAUUUCCAGAUGAAUUUGUCUUUGAUGUAUGGGGAGCCAUAGGUGAUGCUUUGCAAGGGCGAUUUUAAUGAGAGGCAUUCAUUGUAUUAGAGCACUGUGACAGCUGUGUGGGGACAUAACAUGUAUAGCCAUACACAUGGCAUGGAGUAUAAGCUAUGUAUUCUAAAAAGAAGUAUUUAAAUAUUUACAAACCUGGAAAAAUUAUAUCGGUUUAGGACUGUAUCUGUACAAAGCUUUUAGGCUGAUAUUGCAUUUAAUUUAAAAUACUCACUUGAAAUCUUUGCAGAACAGAAUCCAUACACUUUGUACAUUUACUGUUCCACAUUAACAGAAGCAAUAGUUUGAAAGGUCAUGAUGAAUCUGUUUCCCAUGAAAACUAAUUGUAUUUCUGAUUGUGAGACAUUUUAUGGAGCUGAUGAAAAUAUACUGAAUCUUCUAUAUAUUUUCACUAAAAAAAUUACUGCUGAAUUUUCAUUAUUCAAACAUCUCUUUCCCUAAACUAACUACGGUUAGGAUGGUAUGGAGGAGGAGGAAAACUUCAUUCAUAGAGUUCAUUGAUCAACAGUUGCAGAAGUAUGAAUUUAAUAAAUUAACACUUCAGUCCUUUAUAGUAAAGAAUAUUUGGGAAGGGCUGGAUUGAGAUAGCGGAAUCUGUAAUUAGAAGCUGUAAGUCAUUCUUCCCAUUCUGGCUGGGAUUUGUGAAGGUCCAAAGAACUUUGGAGGUUACCAGGUUGGUGAAAGCUACUAAAAGUAAUUUUAAUAUUUUAAAAUUGGUAAGUUAUUACCAGUGUUAGAGAAAUUCUUAACACUUACUAGUUUAUGCAUGCCAAAUCAUGGCUUGUUUAAUCACAGUUUAGUGAAUAAACUACAGUUGGGUGGGUUUAAGCAACAUAUGAAAUAGUACACCAUGAUUUCUACUACAUUUUAAGUCAAGACUACAUUAUGGCUUAAUGCAGUAUAUGAACCCGCCAGUAUCUGAUGGAUUGAAGCAUUAUGGAUAAAAGUCCUAGAACCUAGGCAAUUUUCAUGUGUGAUUCUUAAAUCAGUUUUGACAUUUCUCAGUGCUGUAGAUCAAAUGAAGAAAAUGUGAAAGAUGUAUCUUUUAAUUUUAAACUAAUUUUGUAUUAUUCCUGGUGAUAUAUUCGAGACCAACAUGCAUUUUUGGUGUGAAGAUGUUAAUGGCCAUUCUAUUAAUCUGUACUGAGGAACGUAGAAAGACAAAAUAGUAAAUUUUCAGCGCACAACAUCCUUGAAUAACACUUUGCUGAUGCCUAUUAUAAACUCUCAGCAAACUGAUAUUUUUUUAAAUGUCUUUUUUAAAAUUUUACAUUUUGGGGAUAUUUAUAGGGAUUGCUGAUACACUGAAUGUGAAAGUUAAAAGAGAUGUAACUAAAUGAGGUACUGUAUGAUGUGUUCCAUUGCAAACUCCUCUUGUGCAGAUGAGAGUUGAGUAAAGCUCCUGAUUUGAAUGAAUUAAUGGGUGGAUGAAUCUUACGGAUGAGAAGUUCCUAAGAAAUCAAAAGGUGAUUCCGAUGAUUUUAACUUAAAUAUUGCCUUUUAAAAAAGUAAUUUGUAAAUAUUAAUAUGCUGAUGUUAUAAAAUCAAUGAAAAUAUUUUUAAGCUUUAGCUUUUAAUUUUUGUAAAUCUUGGGUUACUGAGGAAUUGCUAACAUGCCAAUACUACUAUUACUGUUACUACUACUGUGAGAGAAAAUAAGAUUAAUAGGACACAUUCCUAACUCCUUAGUUUUCAUUGGAGUGUUUAUCUUCUGAGGUUCUUUAAACUUUGGGACCAGAUACAUCUGUUCUAUCCAAGGUUGAAGAGACUAAUAGUUCUUAGUUUAUAAAAAGCCUAAAUGAUAUUAUUCAGUUGCUUCAGACUUAAAUACACACACACACACACUGACCAACCAGCUGCAUAAAAUGAAGUGUACUUUUUUUCACUAUUUUAAAUUUGGAUUGUGGGGCUAUUAGUCUAAUUGCACAAAACUGAAUUUAACCUAUUUCUGACAUCACAGAAGAGAACAGAAUUCUGUACUGUAACUCAUAAAGCCAGCUGGGUGACUUUGGGCCAGUUACAUCUCUCAGCCCUAGAAAGAUGGCAAUGGCAAACUACUUUAAAAAAACUUGCCAUGAAAACUGCAUGGAUUUGUCCAGGCAAUUGCCAGGAGCAAAGACUGUCUCGAAGGUACCAAAAAUCAAACCAAACCAAACCAAAAAAACCUCUUUGACUUACUACUUCAAACUCUAUGGACCAGUUCCUACAUCACAUGGAACCAUUGCAUCUGCCAGGAGAACAUAGAAAUAAUGCUCAGAGUUCCAGUGGAUUGUCCUAUAUAAAUACAGUUUUUGUGUGAAUUUUAUCAGUUGAAGUUACUAUAGUUGGAACGUCUUAUGUAAUGGAACAAUGUGCCUUUUAUAAUCUCACAGUAUCUGAAAUAGGGAUAGAUACUUUUUAAACCUAAUUUGCAGGCCACAUAACAGACAUAAAGACCACCUACAAGUACCUUGGUAUCCCACAGUCACAUGGGAACCAUGAUGAGGAGGCAAGGAAGAUAACAACAUCUGUGUAACACCAAAGGAUAGACAGGUCCUGAAGAGCCAGCUCAAUGGGAAGGACCAUGCCAUCAACAGGUAUACCCUGCCAGUCAUCAGAUACCCUGCUGGUAUAAUGAGCUGGCCAAAGGAGGACAUGGAGGCUGCUGAUGUGAA